GCGGCAAUCGCCUACUCUUUCUGACUUAGUCCGAUUCCUACCACCGAGUCAAGCUCAGCCAUCGAGUCGCGCGCCGCCUUCAUUCAAAUCACUUUAGUGCGCCAAAAUUUCGAACAGUUUUUUGUCGUCGAUGUUGUUGUGUCAGUGCCCAACGAAACACUUUAAAAUGCCUUAUUCGUCAUAACAAAACAUUACGAAAAUGAAACUAUUGUGUGUGGUUGUUUUGUGUUUACAACUAGUGAGUCGGAGUUAUGCCAAUUUUGAACAUCUAGACAGCGAAAUCGAGUACCAAUGCGUUUCUAAAUGCUCCCUAGCACCGAAAUCAACGGAAACUACCCAUUACGACUACGCCUGUGAUUUUAAUUGUACCAUCGAACAGUGUAAACGAGGAUGCAUUUUAUGGAGGAAAGCCCUAAAUUCAACAUGUCAAAAUGCCUGCUACACUGGCGAAUUGGACAGGCUGUCGCAAAAAAUUCCCCACUGCGUUAUGGGCUGCAACGACGCCAUAUCGAAGUUCCACCAGCGCCUGAAAGUACAGUUGGGGGUUCCCCCAGCACCGGCUUUGGUAGCGGAUUCCUUGGGCGCCACUUCGCUAAAGCUGGAAUGGCAUUUUCCGGAUGCUAGAAGAGAAGGACUCGUAUGCUCCGUUCAAGUAAAGCUGGAGGAAAUUGAUCAAUGGCAAUAUUGGAGUAACGUUACCUGGGAUUCCAACGAAAAUGUUGUUUUGAUUGUUAAUUUGCAACCUUACACAAAAUAUAGAUUUCGAAUAGCGAUUUCCAUAUUGGGAUUCUUUAUGCAGUACAGGAUCUUCUCGAACCAGAGUGUGGUGAUCAGUACCGCCCCUCACGGGCUGCCCACUUCGCCGCCAAAUAUUGUACGAGCCGCCCCUGUCGAUUACUCAAGUAUUAGCGUCAGCUGGGAACCCGGCCUAUUCCCGCAUGGCCCUCUCCUAUCCUACGUGCUCCAAAUCACCGACACUCAUUCAGAUUAUCAUUCGGAAGUCAAGGAUAUUCCUCCAGACACUCAGUUUUAUUUAUUUCACAACUUGCAUCCUCAAAGGCAGUACAACAUUUCAAUUAGUAUGAGAAACACUGUUGGACCUGGUCCUGCCGCUAUAACCACUAUUACAACACCCCCUGAAAGAACCAUAAGAGACGCUAAACGUCCAGUAUUGAUAUUAGGUACUGAAUCAAGUAUUAUAGAGCAAGAAGCCACCAUAACAGACGAUCAGGAUGUGCUCUAUAAAGACAACAACCAUAAAUUUUAUGGUAUGGGUAUUCACGUGCAAAAAAAGCUUUUGUUCAUCUCGAAUUCCGGGGGACAAAUAGUGAAAAUAUCCCUUAAUCGUUCAACGUAUCCCGUAGAACCUGCAGUGGUUCUGGAUUCGACUCAAAUCAAUUUUCAACCGCUCGAUUUGUCGGUUGAUUGGCUUAAUGAUCAGCUAUACAUUUUGGCUCAGGCGUCGAACAACAUGUACCAAAUAUUGAGGUGUUCAUUGGAGGGAAAAGGUUUAACUGUUGCGAUUGCUGGUUUGAGUGUAAAGCCUUCGUCUAUAGAAGUGGAUCCUUGCAAUGGUUUUUUAUUCUGGGCCAUUCAGGAUGAAGUAAAGGGUGGUUUAUAUAAGUUGGAUUUGGCCGACAUAAGCAAUGGUAUUAAACACGAAAUUCAGCCUAAAAUGAUUUUAAGUGAUUCGUCUUUGGGUGCCUUUCUGGUAGACUACUCCAACUUCCUUUUGUAUGUCUCGUAUCAAGAACAAAAUACCAUUUAUAAAGUAUCUUUUGAUGGUAAGGAUAAGUCAAACAUGAGAAGUAAAGUAACCAAAUCCAAAAUGCAAAAAGUGAUUUCAAUGGCUUACACAAACAAAAAGUUCUACUGGGUGGAUAGUAACAAGUUGUACUUCGAAGAAUACAAUCAAAUAUAUGAGAGUUACUUCCACAACACAAUACCCAGUCGCACUGAACAUUUCUACAAGAAAAUCUUUAUAAAUCAACCGAGUUCUCAGCCUACACCGGUUCCUGUAAACCCCCCCAGUAAUGUUGAAGCCAUUUUCGGCUGCAAUCUUGCGAAAAUAAAAUGGCAGGCACCGCAUCUAGUAGGACAUCAAAGUUUGAGAGGUGCUUGGCAAAAUUGGACGUAUGAGGUUUCGGUAACUGAUGUAGUCAGAAACAGUACACAAAUAAUCAAAAACAUUAUGACGACAUCAUACACCAUAAGAAACCUUCAAGAAAAUACAGAGUACACCAUUAAUGUUACUGCUUACACUUCUUUUGGUAAAAGCCCUGCGUCAAGGGAGUUCCGUGGUAUAACUCUAAGCGAAUCCAAAAAAUCGAUGAUUUUGUGGUCGGCUACUGAAGGUUUAUUAAAAUCCGAUGCCGCCGGUGAGAACGUGGAGACUUUAUUGCACAAAAAUAAAAUCAACAGCAUUAAUUACAUCGAUGUGAGUUGGUACAAGGAUAAAAUUUAUUUGGUUACCAAUAAUUCUGAAGUAAUUUGGCUGAACACCACAUCCCACGAGCAAGGUAUUCUACCAGAUAUGUAUUCCGUUAGAGGGAUUGCAAUCGACUGGAUUGGAAGGAAAAUUUAUUGGUCCAACCCUAAACAACCUUUGAUAAUUCGUAGCAAUCUUAACGGAGGUCAAAAAGAACACCUACCAAUCUACAUAGUGGCCAAGGAACUUAGCAUAGAUUCCGUCAAAGCCUACUUAUAUUGGUCUACAGGCUACGCUGUUGAAUGCUCGCGAUUAAAUGGAGAUGACCGUAUCGAAUACCAAGAAGCCCAGUUUUUUUUGGGCAAACAAAUUUUAGGCUUAACUCUAGACAUGGAUAACAAAUAUGUAUACUGGAUAAUUCAGGGAUCAGAAGGUUCCAACCUAUUUAAGGCUCCAAUGGCUGGAUAUUGGCCCGAUAAAGUAAUAAAGGCUGAAAGAGUGUAUACUUUGAAAAAACCCAACAUCCAAGGACCUUUAUGUUACUUCCACAACCGCCUAAUUUGGCUGCAGGAUGAUAAAAAUGCGGCCAUAAGCGACCUUACGGGUAAAAAUGUUGCUACGGUCAGUGGGAAAUCUAUUUCAGACUUAAACAUGGUUUACAUAAUCGAUUCUUCCCUUCAAACUCGCCCAGAUAAUAUUUCCGGAGAAAUCGUGGUUAUUCCAGAAGCCAUAGAUAAAGAUUCGAUUAAAGUAUUAGGUUCCACAUCAUCCUUUAAUAUAUCAUGGGAUCCUGUAGAAAAUGUGAACUACGGGACAGUUUUCUAUGAAGUACAAAUCGAAAGUUUCGCCAGAAAAAUGAACUACUCUUCAAUGUUGACUACAGACUCCUUCAUUAAAUAUUGGCAAAAAGUCGAGCCCCAUAUAAAAUUGCACAUUGGUAUAAGAGCUUACACAUACUGGGCGUCCGCUCCUCAAGUUCAAGCAGAAAUUUACUCACCAUCAUCGACACCAUCAGCCCCAGUGAACUUAAGAACUUAUGUUACAAACGAUAUCCUGCAUAACUCGUCAGAAUACGACAACAUUGUAUCUAUAACAUUUAGAUGGGAUUCACCUGUAAAACCCAAUGGCGAAAUUAAGGGUUACAAAAUUCAAUGCUGGUAUGUUGAAAAUGAUAUAGAGAUGAAUAUUUGCGAGAAUGCUACAACCGAUGCUAGCGAAACAGAGUAUAAAAUAACCGAUUUGGUUAAUAAUGAAGUGUAUUACCUACAGAUUCAAGCUUUCACAGAUAAAGGGGAUGGUGUUCUAUCCGAGAUAAUAUCGGUCAAUUCUAGUCAGGAAUGGCCUUUACCCACACUACUUAUAGCAUCUUCAGACUCCAUUUUUAUAGAUGAUAUAGAUGCAGAUCAUCGCGAGUUACUGAUUCAUAGUAUAAACACCCCCAUAGAAAUAGCGUAUCUCUUGAAAGAGAAAAAAAUCUUCUGGGUGAACCAAAUGAACGAACUUUUGAUGUACGAUUCCAGUACGAACAAGACCAAAAAUUUCGAUAUCAGAAAAAUGGCGAGUGGUGUAACCGUGGACUGGUUGGAGAGGAGUUUGUAUUUUGUAGAAAUUUUGGAAAAAUCAUCGACGAUUAACAAAAUAGAUUUGAACCGUUUGGACAAAAAUAUUAUAGAAGUGGUCCCAAUUUACUCUACGUCAUCUUUAAUAUCCAAAAUAGAAAUAUCGCCUUACACGAAAAAGUUAUACUGGGUUGAAACCAACGACCAACUCACCCAUCGUUUGAUGAAAUGCGAUACAAAUGGAGAAAAUUGCGCGGAAUUUUUCAACCGCCAUGAAAUUAAUAAAAGAUCAACCGACGACGAGUUGUGCAAUUGUACUAUAAAUGACAUUGAACCGACCUUUACAGUGGAUCACUCGAACGUAAACAACAAGCCACUCCUGAUUUUUAUCGACAAAAAUAAAAACAUCGUUUCCACCGACAAGGAAGGCUGCAUUUGCAACACAAUAGCGAAUAACACAGUGGUCAGUAAUUAUCCCAUGGAGAAAAUUAAAUCGGAUUUUGGUACACUAUACUGGAAUAACCCUUCCAAAAACGUACUAUAUGCUUUGAAACGCAACGAAACUAACGUGACAAGCAAAAGGGUGAAUGUUCAUGAUGUUCUUAUUUUCGGACAGCAUAUGCAACCAUACCCCAGAAGAGAAUGCAUGACUCCUAUUAAACUGUCAAAUGACCAGUUUAAACCCGCUUUAUUGCGAAAGACUUUCAGUUCUUUUGUAUUAAAAAUGCCCGAAAUUACAGUACAUCCAAAUUGCUCCUACAUAUCAAUUGCGCCUCCGGAGUACAAAAUAAAUUACUGUACUGCUGAUGUUUGUAAUGAAAUAUUGACUUUUGAGAAGUACUACGAAAUAGGCGACCUAAAACCUUUUACGGAAUACACCGUAACAAUUUCUGUUAGCAACUAUUUUUCACAAGAGGAUGAAAUAGUUGUUGGUCCUACGGUUGUCUAUAGAACUUCACCUGGAGCUCCUUCCGAGCCGCAAAAUGUUUCUGCGAUAGUUUUAAACCCAACUCUAGCAGAAGUAAAUUGGUUACCUCCUAAGGAGCUUAACGGAUUGAAAGUGUACUACGAAAUUCACUGGCAGACGGAAAGAAGUUUGUCUGGAGUAAGGCAAAAAGGCGAACAACCAGUUUUGGAAAGGAAUCUGAAGAGUAACAGCAGUGUUAUGACAACCUUACUGCAAAAAUUGUCGCCUAAUUCAACAUACAUCGUCUGGGUAAAAGCUUACAGCGAAACCAACGAAACCUCGAGUGAUAGCACGAGAGUCCAGAUAACAACGUACCCAAAACCAGCAGAUUUAGAAAUGGCGAAUAAAACAGCAAACUCCUUCAAGUUAUUGUGGUCGAAAAGCACAAACAUGCAAGAGUACCGCGUCGAAUACUCUCCCAUAACUUCCAACGAAUGGAAAUUGGCCGAUAUUUCCAAAAAAGAUAAAUUCAUCACUAUAAAUAACCUUAAACCAAAGAUGCAGUACAAAUUUCGUCUACAAAUACUCUAUAAUAAAUAUCCGGAAUGGUAUUUGUGGCCCAUAGACUCCAGGUUCACUUUUGAAACCUUGGGAGAUCGACCUAGUCCACCAGGUAUUCCGAUUAUCCAGUAUGCAAAACCUAACGUUUACAAGGUUUUGUGGGAAGCGGCAAAAGAUAAUGGAGCGCCCAUAGAAAUUUAUAUGCUUGAAGGGAUGAAGAUAAAAACGUAUAGAGAUAAAAGAAGUACGACGAAUACAAAUAGAUCAGCCUGGUUUUAUACGGCACCUUCCAUCGAGGAGGAAGAACGACAGUGGGAAUCUUUAUACAAUGGAACAAAUACUUCGUGGAUAAUAAAAGGUCUCAGCGAUAAAUUUAAAUACUCCUUCAGAGUGUCAGCGUUAAAUUCGUACGGAUGGAGCAAUCCAAGUAAAGAAAGCAUGGAGUUUGACUUUACUGAAGCCGCUAGAUGGGCGGAAAAACAAAAUCCUGAAAGUUUGAUACUUAUCGCGAUAGGGAUACCGUUUAUCAUUGUUAUGUGCUAUGUAUUUUGCAUUUUAUACACCUAUGUACGAAAAUGCAGCAAACCCAAAAAAGUCCAGCAAGUGGUCGCCAUCCCUAGGGGUCCAGACGUGGAAUUGGCCACCUUACGAGAGCUUCCGAGAAGAGGUGUACACAGCACUAAUAUUUUAUAUGUAUCUACACAACCGCCUUCGGAAGAGAUAACACUACUACCUCAUAUACGAAGAGAUCAGAUAACCUUAACGAAAUUUUUGGGCAGCGGAGCUUUCGGGGAAGUGUACGAAGGCAAAGCCAAAGGAAUACUGAGCAGUAGCAAGGAGACCAAGGUGGCGGUCAAAACGCUGCGAAAGGGCGCUUCUGACCAAGAAAAGACUGAAUUUUUGCAAGAGGCGCAACUAAUGAGCCACUUCAAGCACGAACACAUCCUACAGUUGCUUGGAGUUUGUUUGGAUAACGAUCCAAACUUCAUAAUAAUGGAGUUGAUGCAGGGAGGAGAUCUCCUAACCUACUUGAGAUCGUCGAGGAAUCCGUCGUCGUUAACUCCAAACUUAACCCUAAUCGAGCUUCUGAAGAUGUGCGUUGACGUUUCCAAAGGCUGCCGCUAUCUGGAAGAAAUGCACUUCGUUCAUAGGGACUUGGCGUGUCGAAACUGUUUGGUGUCUUCGGUCGAAACCGACACUCGCAUAGUCAAGAUAGGAGACUUUGGUUUGGCGAGGGACAUCUACAAGAACGACUACUACAGGAAGGAGGGCGAAGGGCUGUUGCCGGUGAGAUGGAUGGCGCCGGAAUCGCUGGUGGAUGGGGUGUUUACUAGUCAAUCGGACGUAUGGGCGUUCGGCGUCCUACUUUGGGAAAUUAUGACGUUGGGCCAGCAGCCGUACCCUGCUCGGAAUAAUUUAGAAGUUUUACACUACGUAAGGAGCGGCGGACGUCUCGGAAAACCUACCGAUUGUCCGGAAGAUCUUCACAAUCUAAUGUUAAAGUGUUGGGAAUACAUACCCGAUAAAAGGCCGACUUUUAAAUAUGCUUUAGAAGUACUUGUAAAUUUGCAUCAAGAUAAUUUACGAAACCCAAUCACUGGUGCCCAUGAGGGGCAAUAUAUUAGCACAGUACCUGAUCGUACCUCAUGGCACCAUGAGUCAGAAGACGAAUCGCUAAGACCGUUUCUAGCUGACGGCGAGUCGUCGGAACCCCCAAAAUACUUGGAGUUAAUUUACGAAUCGCGUGUCCAGCUGGAGAACGACGGUUACGAAAUCCCCAACCAACUAGUGCAGAACGGCCUUGAAAACUCCACGACGUUAAGUUCCUUAUUAAAUGUCACAAAUGAUGGUAGUACGAAUGAAAAAGACAAUAUUUUAGCUAUGGAUGGCAACACUGCAUUUUAAUUGUUAAUGUUUGUUUUUGUAAAUAACGAAUUUAUUUAUUUGUAGAGUUAUAAUGUUUAUCCAAGAAUCUUAAAUCAUAUCAGAAGUAAGAACAGUGGCUUAAAAAGUACAAAUAAAUUUAGUUGAAUUUAAUUUCACGUAAUUUUAUAAAUGCAAAACGAUAUUAAAUUGUACAUAUGAAAGAUUUGCAUUUAUAGGGUUUUAUUGAAAUGCAUUUAGAAUUGUUUUGAAUUUCAAAAUAAAAAUGUACAUAGUUAAGUACCAUAUUGGUAUUCAAGAAAAUAUAGCUUUGUUAUAUAUAUAUAUAUAUAUACAACUCCUACUUAAAACAUAUACCAUAAUCAAUAAUUUUUAAAUACUGAGAACAAUAGUUAUGCCAGACACAAAUUCAGUAUUUCAUAGUUUAUUAUAAGUAGCUGUAAUUAGUAUUACCUUAAAUAGUCACUAUUGACCAAGCAAUGCUAAUUGUAUGAAAACUGUAAAUAAUAUUUGUGAUUUAGGUUAGUGCAAUAAAAAUAUUAAGUGUUUUUUUUUUGUUUUUUUAUUACGUUUGAAUUUUGGUAUAUAGUAUAAUUAAACUCAACAUACAUGCGUACAUAACAUGAAAAAAAGUAUCAUUAACUGUUACCUAAAGUCACCAAAUCCAGUCAUUUAUAUACAAUUUAAUUAUUUAGGUUAAGAGUAGUCUUUAAGUUGUGAAUCUAAAAUACAUAAAUAAAUUACCUAAUCUGUAGGCUCUUCUUUUUUAACAGGUGGUAGGUCUUCUUCUUGUUUAACAUCAUCAUCCAACCCUUCAUCUUUACUAUUUUCAUGUAAGAGAACGUAUUCCCUUGAACUAAACCCAAACUUAAUUACAUCUUUCUCAAGCAUUUCCACAUACUUUUUGGGCUCGAUUUUUUUGUCAUUUAUGAAUGUACCAUUAGCUGAUUCAAGAUCAAUUAUAUACGGUCUCACCCUUUUACC
Molecule: messenger RNA, 8323 nt
Organism: Brassicogethes aeneus
Lineage: Eukaryota; Metazoa; Arthropoda; Insecta; Coleoptera; Nitidulidae
Source: the annotation of a GenBank genome assembly